This is a messenger RNA of Oryza sativa Japonica Group (Japanese rice), 4042 nucleotides long. Its product is annotated as DNA-directed RNA polymerase III subunit 2. The record is from RefSeq and is a predicted model, not a curated record. Gene Ontology annotation, molecular function: ribonucleoside binding; DNA binding. Gene Ontology annotation, cellular component: RNA polymerase III complex. Lineage: Eukaryota; Viridiplantae; Streptophyta; Magnoliopsida; Poales; Poaceae. Gene Ontology annotation, biological process: DNA-templated transcription.
CUUUUCCCCCUUUUUUUUUGGCUUCUCUCUUUCCGGUACGCGCCGCCGCCGCCGCCGCCACCGCCACCGCCGCCCUCCCACUCCCACUCCCACUUCCACCCCAUCCAAUCCGCCGCCGUCACGACCGUCGCCGCUGCAGUCGACGACGACAUGGAACGCACUGAGGAGGAGGAGGCGCCCGCCGCCAAGGACCCCAACGCGUCGCUGCCGUCGCCGACGUACAGGUCGCUCGCCGCGCCCGUCACCAAGCCCGUCGACAAGUUCGCGCUCCUUCCUGCCUUCCUCAAGGUUAGAGGCCUCGUUAAGGAGCACAUCGACUCCUUCAACUACUUCAUCACCAAGGGAAUUAGGAACAUUGUCAAGGCAAACAAUCGCAUCGAAGCGCGCAACAACCCCUCUAUUUUUCUUAGGUACAAUAGUGUAAGGGUUGGUGUGCCCUCCGUACAAGUACAAUACAUCGCUGAAAAAAUCACGCCACACUUUUGCCGCCUUACCGAUCGCACAUACUCUGCUCCUGUGUUGGCUGAUAUUGAAUACACAGUUGGAAAGCAGUAUGAGCUGAAAAGGAAGCCUAAUUUCAUCAUUGGGUACUUGCCAAUUAUGCUUAGAAGUCAUGCAUGCGUUCUGAAUGGAAAGGAUGAAGCUGAAUUAGCAAGAUAUGGUGAGUGCCCUCUUGAUCCUGGUGGUUACUUCAUUGUUAAGGGAACCGAGAAGGUCAUUCUUAUACAAGAACAGCUAUCAAAGAAUCGUAUUAUUAUCGACACCGAUAGUAAAGGAAGGGUGAUUGCAUCUGUUACGAGCAGCACACAUGAAAUAAAAAGCAAAACUGUGAUUUUUAUGGAGAAGGAGAAAAUUUAUCUACAGUUGAAUCAAUUCACUAAGCCGAUACCUAUAAUUGUGGUUAUGAAAGCGAUGGGGAUGGAAAGUGACCAAGAGGUUGCACAAAUGGUCGGAAGAGAUCCAAGAUAUGGAGAUCUCCUAUAUCCAUCUAUUCAGGAAUGUGCCUUUGAGAGAAUCUAUACACAGAAGCAAGCUCUGCAGUACAUGGAUGACAAGGUGAUGUAUCCUGGUGCAGGAAAUCAGAAGGAAGGUCGUUCAAAAUCAAUCCUCCGUGAUGUUUUUGUUGCACAUGUUCCGGUUGAAAGCGGGAAUUUCCGACCAAAGUGCAUAUACACAGCUGUUAUGUUAAGGCGCAUGAUGGAUGCAAUCUUGAAUGCCGACACUUUUGAUGAUAAGGAUUAUGUAGGAAAUAAGAGGCUAGAGCUGUCUGGUCAACUAAUAUCCCUGCUUUUUGAGGAUUUGUUCAAAACGAUGAACUCCAAUGCUGUGGAGCUUAUGAACAAAACAAGUGAAAAGAUCCAUUCUAGCCCAUUGGAUUUAAGCCUGCAUAUAAAGGAAAAUAUCAUAACCCAUGGUUUGGAGAGGGCUAUUUCCACAGGAAAUUGGGAUAUUAAACGAUUUAGGAUGCAUAGAAAAGGUGUAUCACAGGUUCUUUCAAGAUUAUCCUACAUGGCAUCUUUAGGCUAUAUGACAAGGAUAACACCACAAUUUGAGAAGACCCGGAAAACAAGUGGACCUCGUGCUUUGCAGCCUAGUCAGUGGGGUAUGCUUUGUCCAUGUGAUACUCCUGAAGGGGAGGCUUGUGGCUUGACAAAAAAUUUAGCUUUGUUGACCCACGUUACAACAGAUCAAGAGGAAGGCCCACUCAUGAAUCUCUGUUAUAGUCUAGGUGUGGAAGAUUUAUCACUUCUGUCUGGAGAAGAAAUCCAUGCAUCGGGUUCGUUUUUGGUCAUGUUCAAUGGGUUAAUACUGGGGAAACACAGACAACCUCAGAGAUUUGCUAAUGCUAUGAGAAAAUUGCGUCGUUCGGGUAUAAUUGGAGAGUUCGUAAGCAUUUUUGUAAACGAGAAGCAGCAUUGCAUUCACAUUGCCUCUGAUGGCGGUCGUGUCUGUCGCCCACUUAUAAUUGCUGAUAAGGGGAUACCAAGAGUCAAAGAGCAUCAUAUGAAACAAUUGAGAGAUGGUAUUCGUUCGUUUGAUGAUUUUCUGCGUGAUGGGUUGAUCGAAUAUCUUGACGUUAAUGAAGAAAACAAUGCAUUGAUUGCCCUGUAUGAGCAUGAGGAUCAAGAUGAUGUUCAAAGAAGCAGUAUCACACAUAUUGAAAUAGAGCCCUUGACCAUUUUAGGGGUUGUAGCUGGACUUAUUCCUUAUCCACAUCAUAACCAGUCUCCCCGUAACACUUACCAGUGUGCAAUGGGUAAGCAAGCAAUGGGAAAUAUCGCGUAUAAUCAGUUAUUCCGAGCAGAUUCUCUACUCUAUUUACUAGUGUAUGCACAGCGUCCCCUUCUUACAACAAAAACUAUUGAGUUGGUUGGAUAUGAUAAGCUUGGGGCUGGACAGAAUGCAACUGUUGCUGUCAUGAGUUAUAGUGGAUACGAUAUUGAAGAUGCAAUUGUAAUGAACAAAUCAUCCCUUGACCGAGGUUUUGGUCGUUGCAUUGCAAUGAAAAAGUACACUGUGACAAAGGAGAAGUAUGAAGGUGGUUAUUCAGACAGGAUCGUUAAGCCCCAGAGGGAUAAAGAUGGUGCUCUGUUAAAACAGAACAUGCGGGCAUUGGAUGAAGAUGGAUUUGCUGCACCAGGUCUAAUAAUACGCAAUCAUGAUAUCUAUGUGAACAAGCAAACUCCCAGAAAUACCAAGAGAGAUUCUGGUGCUCAUUUAACAGACAGGGACUAUAAGGACUCGCCUGCUGUCUACAAAGGUGUUGAUGGCGAGACCACUGUUGUAGAUCGUGUAAUGCUUUGUUCAGAUACAGAUGAGAAAUUAAUCAUCAAAUGUAUUAUCCGUCACACUAGGCGUCCAGAGGUUGGUGACAAAUUCAGUAGCAGACAUGGACAGAAAGGUGUUUGUGGUACCAUUGUUCAGCAGGAAGACUUCCCCUUCUCUGAGAGAGGAAUAUGCCCUGAUUUGAUUAUGAAUCCCCAUGGAUUUCCAAGUCGAAUGACAAUAGGUAAAAUGAUUGAACUUCUUGGGGGGAAGGCUGGCGUAUCUUGUGGUCAAUUUCAUUAUGGCAGUGCAUUUGGGGAACCAAGUGGUAAUGCUGAUAAGGUUGAAGAUAUAAGCCGUACUCUGGUAAAGCAUGGCUUCAGCUAUAAUGGAAAAGAUCUCUUGUACUCAGGAAUUUUAGGCCAUCCUUGUCAGGCAUAUGUAUUCAUGGGGCCAAUCUACUACCAGAAGUUGAAGCACAUGGUUCUUGAUAAGAUGCAUGCUCGAGCUAGUGGACCACGAGUAUUGCUGACCCGGCAACCUACUGAAGGGCGAAGUCGUGAUGGAGGCCUACGUCUUGGUGAGAUGGAGCGUGACUGUUUAAUCGCAUACGGUGCUAGCAUGCUAAUCUUUGAACGUCUACUAAUAUCUAGUGAUCCAUAUCAAGUACAGGUUUGCAGAAAAUGUGGCUUGUUAGGCUAUUACAAUCAUAAACUGAAGGCUUCCUACUGUUCCAUGUGCAAAAAUGGAGAAAAUAUGGCCAAGAUGAGGAUGCCGUAUGCUUGCAAGCUUUUAUUCCAGGAGCUGCAAGCAAUGAACGUUGUUCCACGAUUGAAGUUAACUGAAGGAUAACUUGAAAUACGAUGGUCAAGCAGAGCUCAAGCACUGUUGGUACAAGCUUUUGCAGCAAGAAGGCAAGCUGUAAACAUGUCGACGACAGCAAUGAACGUCUGAACCUAUACAUCAUUCAGGAGUCGGGAUAUGUUUGGUUUCUGUACAGAAGAGAGGUAGCUUAGAUUUCUUUCUUCAUAUGAGGGAGACAAAAGUGCAAGGAAGAAAGAGAAGCAUACCAACCAAUAGCUUCACAUGAGCUGUACAGUGGAAACGCUUUACUUUGUAUGCUCCAAUGUUAAUUUGCUUCCUUCCUCCUUAUCUACCAUCGUUUCCUUGUAUGCAUCCAUAGCUUUCAGGAAGUCAAUAUAUCAAAAAAGAAAAAAAAAAGCUUUGCGAAAAACUAUCUUGGACUUAAAUACCAGUCAGAUGUCUUGAUUUGUUC